Messenger RNA from Cinara cedri, 4293 nucleotides. The record is from the annotation of a GenBank genome assembly. Lineage: Eukaryota; Metazoa; Arthropoda; Insecta; Hemiptera; Aphididae.
AUGCGGCAGAUCCAGAAUUUAUGGAACGUGUGCGGCAUAUUCACCGUCGAUCUGUCCUACAAAAAAUUUCAAUGCAUAUGGUCCGUACUAUUGAUGGCCACGUGUGUGUAUAAUUUUUCCGUCGCCACGCAAAUCUUGUGCAAAAUGGACCAAUGGUGUACGAUUUUCUCGACGCCUAUGGUGGCUAUGUACGACUGGGUAUUAGCGUGCACGACUCUGCUGUCCAGAAUCACCAUUAUGGUUCAGUCUAAACGUAAUUUCGUCAAGUACAAAGCGACCGUCAAAGCUUUCGAGGUAUAUUCACCGACGUCGCCCGCACAACUGAAGAACUACGAACUGUUUUCGCUUUCGGUAGUCCUCCUAUGCCUGACAGUAAUUCUACCGGCAAACGUCACCAGGCUGUAUUACUUGUAUUACUACGAGACCCGCAAAGACCGUGCGUUGGUAAUCUACUACAUAUUCUUGUACAUGCAAAAUCUGAGCAUGUGUUGCGUAGAGACCCAAUUCGUCUCUCAGUGUUUCGCGGUGUACACCAAGUUCCGGGAAAUAAACGGUGAUUUAAAAGAACUGAAGGACGAAAACAACGUGGGACGCGGUAAAUACCCGUUCACCAUGGCGGUCGUGUCAGAGACGCCACCGCGGGCAAAAGUCGUAGGCAAGGGGGUCGCCUGCACCUCCUUGCAGGGGCACGUCUGCGGAUACGAUAUGGGUUUUUAUAAGUCGUGGUUCAAUGGUCAUCCGAUGGCCAAUGCGGUGGAAUUACUCAGAAUCAGACACUGGCUGAUACGCCACGCCGUCGAAACGCUAAACGGUUUUUUCGGGAUCCACAUGGGACUUUCUGUGUUCGUGCUCUGUGUAAUGGCCCUAUUAGAUAUUUAUUACGAGAUAUUUCACGAUUCUCCGUCCAAAUUAUUGGUGUUCGGUUGGUUACUGCAAUACUCUUUGAGAAUUUUCAUGAUUAUCCUGGUAGCACAUUGUACAACGAAACAGGUAAGGCGAUAAUCCGUAGAGUUUAAAUAAUACAUAAUUCUAUGUUUAUUUAUUUUAUUUGUAAAAUCUAUAAGCCGGUGGUGUAUUUACAACUUUUUAGGGUUGAGGCGAGUCCAUAAUUUAUAAAUAGUUAACGGAUUUUAAUUUAAUAAAAAGUAAAAAUAUUUAAAUAUACUGUUAUAAUUUAAAACAACGCUUUUAAUUUUUUUUAAAGCUAUUCGAACAAUAUAAAACAACUGAUAGUCAUGUACCCCACCGAGUGAUAAUAGGCUCAGGAAGUAGAAUUAAAUUUGAGUACAUAUCUUUAAAAAUGUCUAGUUGACUUAGUCAUUUAAAAAAAAUAUUUAAAAAUAUUUUUGCAAAAAAUAUUUAAAAAUAUUUUUGCAAAAAAUCUUUAAAUGCAGAAUUUUUCAAUUUAAAAAGUGGGAUGUCUAGACGUAUUAAAGCACGGUAAGAAUCACCAUUAAAAAAAAAUUAGUGGAUUUAGACACAGUAGAAAUAAAAUUUUGUUAAAAUUUAAAUUUUCUGCUUCUAUUGUCUUUAUGUGUACCGGUAAUGAUAUGCUAAAUAACUAGACCACGAUGGUCAAUAGAUAUUGAUUUUUCACAAGAUCCACAGUAAAAAACUUGUCUAUCACUUCCACAAGUUCCAUUCGGAAAUUUUUGCAAAUGAAGACUUUUGAUUUUUUAGAUGCAUGUGAUUUUGGGUGUAUCUAAAUUAUCAAAAUUAUCAAACAUGUAAUAAUAUAAAAUUUCACUAACGGAUAAAAAAUACACAAACGGACACGACAUGAAAAUAACGUGAUCGGAGGGUGAACGCGUUUGUACAACUGAGCACUAAAAUUUUUAUCAGGAUAAUUAUGGAAUCGUCGUUUGAUGUCAAAAAAUAUACAGACCUCAUCUUAUCAUGCUAUACAACGUAAAAUACCUACUAAAAUAAACAUGAAAAUUCUGCAAUAAUAUAAAACAUAUUAUAAAUUUAUUUGUAAAAUAUUUAAAAACACUUAAAAAAAUUUUAGCGCUGACUUAUUCAAAAUAUAAUGAAACGUACGAUAAAGACUUUAUCGUAAAAAUACCUCGACUAUAUUCGCAUAUUCGCACUUAAUAUUUAGCCACAGCUUGGAAACCCAAUAGCAUCAACAAUACGACCAUAACAUAUAAUUUUCUAUACUUAUUACUUAAUUAUGCUGUAGGAAUAUUUAUCUGUUUUAAUUUUUUUUCUUUUUGGUUCUGUGGGAGGGAAUCAGGGAUACUGGACCACCCGUCCGCUGUAAAUAUACCACUGCUACCAUCUAAUAUCUAAAUUUCAGGCAAUGAAAACAAAAUCGUUAAUUGCACUCACGGAUAACCAAACGUUGGAUAACAAUACAAAAGAAGAGGUGAGACCACGACUAUUUUCAAGUAUCAAUAAUAAUUUGAUAAUAAAUGAUAAUUCGUAUUGUGUAUAUAUAUGUAUACAGAGUGAUCAAUCCUCUUACAGAGGAAACUUGUUAUUUUGGAAACUAUUACCUUUUUCGGAUUUUAAUUUUUUUUUUGACAAUUACAGAAACCAAUACCUAGUUCUAAAAUGUUAUACAUCACUGUUAUUUUUGUCACCCUUUCAUCUGGGGAUGAAACCAUUACCCAGUUUUGAUUUCCAAAUAGCAACCUGUAAAAUUAAUAAAAUUUCAUAAAAAGACAAAGUUUUAGGUUAAUUACAUUUGACGAUAUAUAAAACUUUUAAUUGAAGAGAGGUCGAACACUGUUCAAACGCCAUGGAUCGUACCGCAAAAUGAUGCUCCAUUACUUUUCAUCUAUACAAACUUAAAAUUGAAAUAUCCCAUCAACUAGUUGACGGAAGUUAAAAAUGAAUCGAAACUUAAACUUCGUUUAUUGGUGGAAUUUUUAUUAAAGGUUUCCAUUUUAAAAUCAAAAUUGGGUAAUGGUUUCACCCUCGAAAAAUAACGGAAAUGCAACAUUUUAGAGCAAAUUGCUUCUUAGGUUGUUAAAAAAAAUGGAAAAGAAUCACGAAGAAGGUGAAUACUUUUUGAGAUAAUGAGUGUCUUAUUGAAAAUUGGUCACUCUGUAUACUGAAUAUUUUGUAUUAUAUGAUUUUAGUUGCGGUUGUUUUUAAAUCAGAUUGACAGUUCCUCGAUUGAAUUUACUGUAUACGAUUUUUUUACACUGAAUACACAAGUUAUAAAAUCGGUAGGUUAUACACUAUAGGUAAUAUAUAUAUUAAUGUUCAUAUUACAACUUUUUUUUAAAAUCACUAUUUUUUAAGCUACUAAUUGUAUUAUCCGGUAUAUCCUGUGUUUAAUCUUUUCAAAAACAGAAAUAAAUUCAAUAAAUUAAAUUUAACGUGUCUCUGCGUUUCCAACCUUAUCCCUUCAAAGUAAAGUUAAUUAUUGUUACCGAUAAUUUAUCUUUUAGCAAGGGUAUUUUCUUGUCUGUAAUAACCAAACGAAAUAAUAAAAAAAGUUGAGAUAAUGGGGAAGGGUGCAGCUACUAGUGUAGGUAUAAAGUUGGGAAGGUAGGAUACAGACGAGAAUUUAAUGUAUAUCUAUUAGCAACGAUAAACCAUUACUAACAAAAUAACGAUUCUGAGCGGAGUUCAAUGGUAGUGAUGCUUUAUCAACAAUAUAUAUGCCAUAUUAUAGUAAAAAAAUUAAAUAGGCUCUAUAUAUUUUCUUUAAUAAUAUUUGUUUAAUGUUGUACCUAUUUUCCUAGUUUUCCUACGUUUUUCCGGGUUUUCCCAUGUUUUCCUUUCUGAAAAGGUGCUACAAUCCGAGCAAGUCUUCUGAUAGAAAAGUUGUUUACAAAUUAAAAAAAAAUCUUUGUAAAUCCAUAAACUUCUUCGCUCCACUCAGAAUCUAAAACUGGUUUUAUUUUCAUUUAGGUAACUUAUAAAUAAAUAAAAGAAAUAGAUUUUAACGGUUUUACGAUUGGAAAUUGAAAUUUCGUACCAGAAAAUCAGAAGCCGUUAAAAUAAUAUAACCGUACGAUUUGGUUUUGUCAACCUUAUCACCCGACUAUUUUCUAUAACACGCUACCUAUAUAUACAUUCAUAUAAUACGAAUAUAUAUUCCUGUAUAUACAUUCAAGUUUCACUACAGAGCGUAUUUAUGAAUCUAGAAUACAAAUUUACGAGUUACCGCUACAUAAUAUUAUAGUAUGUUUAUAAUAAUUUACAUAUAUUAAAACUAAAAAUUGAUCUACUUGGUGUGUCAUUUACAUAUAAUAUUUUAUUGUUAUGCAGGCUAUUGCUGCUGGUACAACAUAUUUAGUUAUUUUAAUGGAACUUCACACUUAUAAUAAACAAUGA